This is a messenger RNA of Zea mays, 1186 nucleotides long. RefSeq lists its product as uncharacterized. The record is from RefSeq and is a predicted model, not a curated record. The transcript is spliced from 6 exons. Bases 198 to 941 code for a protein of 247 amino acids. Lineage: Eukaryota; Viridiplantae; Streptophyta; Magnoliopsida; Poales; Poaceae.
GAAAGCCUUAACCGACAGGCGAUACCCACGGCACGGGCCCACUUGGCUGCUUUUUCAAGCUACACGCCAAUCCAACGCUAUUACGCAACGAUUAGCCAAACAGAUCAAUCAUCUUCUACUUCUUCGUAUAGGCCGCGGGAUCCCGAAUCCCAAUCCAUAGUCGCCACCGUCGCCGGCUACAGGGUUCGGUCCCCGUGAUGGAGCCCUCGUCAACCUCCUCCUCGCCGGCUGUGGAGCGCCGGUUGUCGCCGGAGGUAAGGAGGGUGCGGAAGCGGGAGCUGAAGGAGGCACUGGAGCAGGUCCAGCGGGCGGUUGAGAUGCUGCGCGAUGCCGACGCCGAUCUCGGCGUCUCUCUCUCGGAGGAGACCACAGCAGCUCCGCCGGAGGGCGAGGACCGCGAGGCCGAUGUCGGUGCCAAUGGAUAUGGGGCGGAGACGUCGUCGGUUGCGAGUGACUCCGAUUACGAGACGGCCCAGAUGUGUGAUCUUCUUAAAUCUAAGGUUGGAUCGCUCGAGUUCCUUCAAAAGCUCAAUGGUAUUCAGAAGUCAGUAGGUCAGAAUGGUGCAGUUGAACCUGAUACAUCAUGGGAUAUAAUAACGUCAGUGGAUUUAUGGGAAGAUGGUGGCUCAGAUGAUGGAUAUGUACUGGUUAAGCAGGAGGAUGUGGUUGAUGGGAUGACUUCCUUUAUGGCUGCAUGCUUGGUGUCAAUUAAAAAGACCAAGGACCUGCCCCCUGAUCAACUUCAAAAAGUGCUUAGGAAGACGUUUUCAGCUGAAAAGAAGAAAAGUAAAAUCCGGAAGGCAUGGGAUGGAACUAAAGUUGUUUAUAAUGUUGCUUCAUGGGGCGCCACUGCUGUUGGGGUCUACAAUAAUCGAGCACUACUUACGGUCGCAACUACAGUGUUUCAGACUUCCUGCCGUGUGAUAUCCAAGUUCCUUUAAAUAUUGUGGCAACUACUAGAGUAUGUUAGAAUUGUUUGCGUGUGUGCUUUUCCAUUGUUUAGGCAGCAUAAAGCUUGAGAUCAUUUGUUUAGUCUAUGCUAAUGAGUUCGACUGCUAAUUAGCAGCGCCUCCCAGUCCAAAACAGCAUGUGUAAUGUAUAACUGUAAAUAUUGCCUUAAUUUGAACAAACUUGUUCUUUUUGCCAGAACUUUAUUUUGGUAAUCCGAAAUGAUUAGUUUGUACUA